Molecule: messenger RNA, 2477 nt
Organism: Toxorhynchites rutilus septentrionalis
Lineage: Eukaryota; Metazoa; Arthropoda; Insecta; Diptera; Culicidae
Gene: Ttc30
Product: tetratricopeptide repeat protein 30 homolog
Exons: 3
Coding region: 340-2298 (652 amino acids)
Biological process (GO): intraciliary transport
Cellular component (GO): axonemal microtubule; intraciliary transport particle B
Molecular function (GO): intraciliary transport particle B binding; protein binding
Source: RefSeq, a predicted model, not a curated record
ACUAAGUAUUGAAUAUGGAAGUGGCUGACGACGUCUUAAUUUUUUGAGAGAAAUUUCGCCCGUUUUUUAAUUACCUUUUAUUCCUCAAGAAAAUGACAACCAUAAGUUACUGUUUUGCUAUUGGCCGAAUCAAGAACAAAAGUUAUUACGUCCUUUCAAAUGUUUUCACUUAGUUAGGGAUCCGUUGGAAAGGGUUUCUGUUUCCUACAUACUGUGAGUGCGCGUGGGUAACGCGCAGAACUCGUUCUGCCGGCGCCAUCGCUAUGGCAAUGUUGGCACCAAACACAAAUCUGUAUAAUCGAUAGUGCCACGUACAUUUUCAUCCGUUCUGGGCGAAAAAUGUUUUCUCAAAACAUGUUAAUUCGUGAUGGAGAGUAUACAAAAACUAUUUACAGCAUGAUCAAAGAGGAGCGCUUCCUCGAGGCUAUCAACGUACUCAAUGGCAUUCCGGAAGUGUCUACAACACGCGCUGGUCUGUCCCUGCUGGGCCAUUGUUACUAUCAAACGCAGGACUUCAUCGAGGCGUCCAAUAGUUACGAGCAUCUGGUCAGCUUGGUCCCGGAUGUGCCCGAGUACAAGCUGUACUACGCUCAGUCGCUCUACCAGGCAGGACUUUUCGAGGAAUCUCAGAAAAUCAUCUCCACGUUGGAUGCUCCCCAUUUGAAGGAAAAAGUGCUGCAGCUUCAAUCGUGUAUUGCUUAUGGGAAUGAAGAUUAUUCAACUGCUCAAUCGCUGUUGCUGCAGCGCCAGGGAUGCGGUCAGGAAGUCGCUCUGAAAAACGACGAAGGGUGUUUGCUGUACCAGGCAAAUAUGUACGAGGAUGCGUUGCAGCGGUACGCAGCCGCUCUGCAAGCGGGUGGCUUCCAUCCACACACUGCCUACAACUCAGCGUUGUGUCAUUACCGCAAGAAGGAAAACUCCCAAGCGCUCAACUAUAUUGCAGAAAUUGUGGAACGUGGUAUCAGGAAUCAUCCCGAGCUGGGAGUGGGGGCUCAGGCGGAAACAGAGGGUGGAGCACGGAGCGUAGGAAAUCCUCCCGCGCUGGCAGCGUCCGGUUUGGCACAAGCGUUCAACUUGAAGGCAGCGAUCGAGUUUCAGGAGGGCAAUGCUGAGGGUGCCCGUGAAGCUCUAACCGAUCUACCACCUCGAUCGGAGCCAGAGUUGGAUCCGGUAACAUUGCACAACAUGGCCCUAACCGAUCCCAUCGGUGGAGGCGCCGGUCUUCGGAGGUUGGCCUUCCUUUUAGAGCUUGGUCCACCGGCUUGCCCACCGGAAACAUUCGCUAAUCUUCUUCUACUUUGCUGCAAACACGAAAUGUAUGACACCGCGGCUGACAUUCUCGCCGAACAUACCCAUCUCACCUACAAAUAUCUAUCGCCCUAUCUGUAUGACCUCCUGGAUGCUCUCAUAACCGCUCAGUCAACCCCGGAGGAAGCGGAACAGAAGCUGGGUGUCUUGGCAAACAACAUCGGUGGCAGACUGCGAUCUCUGGCUGCCAAAGUGCAGGAAUGUCGAUCGGCACCCGACCAAAAUGCGCUCCGAAUGGCGCUGCGUGAGUAUGAAUCCGCUCUGGAGAGCUAUCUCCCCGUGGCAAUGGCUCGAGCGUGGAUUCCAUGGCGUGUAGAUGAUUUUCAGGGAUCCGAGCGAGAGUUUCGAGCAAGCGCCGAAUUCUGCUCGGAAACUCCAAGCUGGCGCUUGCAUGCCGCUCAUGUGCUUUUUAUGCGUGGCGAUCGGUACAAAGAAUCCGCAGCUUUUUACGAACCGAUCGUAAGGCAAAAUUAUGACGAUAUUCUGGCAGUGUCCGCCUCGGUUCUGGCGAACCUCUGCGUGGCGUACAUAAUGACAUCACAAAACGAGGAGGCCGAAGAACUGAUGCGAAAAGUCGAACGAGCCGAGGAACGCAAGGGAAACGCAAAUGGACAGUGUUUGCACUUGUGCAUAGUUAAUUUGGUGAUCGGGACUUUGUACUGCGCCAAGGGGAACUAUGAAUUUGGACUGUCCAGGAUUGCUCAUGCUUUGGACGGAGGCUCCGGAGCGAGACUCUGUGCUGACACAUGGCUUCACGUUAAACGAUGUGUGCUCGGAUUGCUCACCGGAUUGGCCAAGCAGACGGUCGUCCUGCCAUCGAUAGCGAUUCAGGAGACGGUCAGUUUUUUGCGAGCUUGCGAGGCGUAUGGAAUAACCAUACCGUCAGUGCUCACGGGCCCGCUGGAGGAAACCGGUGAACAACCCCCGACAAUUGGCUUGGAAGCCCGCAAGCUGACUGCUCUUUUGAUGAAAUUAAUGGAAUACAAAUGAGAUCGCACGUGUUUUUUUGUAAUAUUUGAUUUAAGACACUUUAUCACAUGACAUUCGCGUCAUUUACUGAACGAGAAAAGAAAAGAAUAAAAAUACAAUCAAAACUUAGAGACUAAAUUUCUUUGAACACAUUUGCAUCUCUUAAAAUUUUGAUUACCGCUACUUCUUGCCUGCUGGUG